GAUGAUUUAGGCAAAAGAAAUGUGUUUUUAUGUAGGACUUUUUAAAAUCAUUACUGGAGAUCAUCACAAUUAAAUUGAUCAAAUAGUAAAAAUAAAUUGAUGAACAAAGGAAUGCAUACGACCACCCACUGUGUUUGUAUUUUAUCAACUCGACUCGCCCCCGCAUCCAUUUAAACUACAUAGACCAUGAUGCCUAUCGGAAAGUGACGUCACUCAUCUCGGCACCGGUCUGCUGCUAGUCUGACUGCCACAGACAGCAGACAGGGGAUCCCGGCUCAGCGGCCUUAUAUUGUCGAAACGUUGAACUCUACGGUGUGUUUAAAUGGCAAAAACGUACGAUUAUCUAUUCAAACUGUUGCUCAUCGGAGACAGCGGAGUCGGCAAGACAUGUCUGCUGUUCAGAUUCAGCGAGGACUCCUUCAAUACCACCUUCAUAUCCACAAUAGGAAUAGACUUCAAAAUCCGAACCAUCGAGCUAGAUGGAAAGAGAGUCAAACUCCAAAUUUGGGACACUGCAGGGCAGGAGCGGUUUCGCACCAUAACUACAGCCUACUACAGAGGAGCAAUGGGCAUUAUGUUGGUCUAUGACAUUUGCAAUGAAAAGUCCUUUGAAAACAUAAAAAACUGGAUUAGAAAUAUUGAGGAGCAUGCCUCUUCUGAUGUGGAGAAGAUGAUCUUGGGUAACAAGUGUGACAUGACUGACAGGAGACAGGUGUCCAAAGACAGGGGCGAGAAACUGGCUAUUGAUUAUGGAGUUAAGUUCUUGGAAACCAGUGCAAAGUCUAGCUUAAAUGUGGAAGAGGCUUUCUAUAACAUGGGAAGGGACAUAUUGCAUAAUCUGAGCGCAAAGACGACUGACAACAAUGCCGGAGGAUCAGGCAAACCAGUCAAGAUCACAGAGAAGAAGUCGAAGAAGAUAAAAUUUUUCAAGUGUUCGCUCCUCUAGGCUUAACUUUUCUAGUGUGACUUUGCUGUUUUGGAGAGCUCCUGCCUCCCGGGCGUCCUUGCGGCAGCGGCAGCAGUGAUAAUAUUCAGAGGGCCUUACUGCCAGCUGAAGCUCACAGGUUCAUGAGUGGUUGAAAUGCCAUCCUGGUCUGCUGCUGACUAGAAGAGGAUCAAUGAGGAAUGAGGCCUAAUACUGUAUAUCCGCUCAUGCAAAAGACUCGUGCAUGAUCAUCAUCAGCGGUUUGUAGCUGGUCUAGCAGGACCUGCUCACAGGAGGCAGUGAUUCUGUUGGCAUUUAUAAUACCUCUGCCGGAUUACAUGAAAAUAGACUUCAUUAAAUAUAAUAAAGUUCCACAUAGUUGUCUUAUAACCGGAGAAAAACAUUCAGAUCCUUUCAUAAAUUGUAGCAGUUUUAUACAAACUACCUGUUGUCAUAUUUACUAUGAUGAUGCUGCCAGAUGUCAAGUGUCAGCAUUGAUUGUAUUUGUCUGUAUAAAUUCAUGUAUACUAAUAUGCCUAUAGUCUCUCACUGGCAUCAUUUCUAUUUGUUCAUGUGUGCCUCAAAGGAGUCACAUGCAGUUUUGUGAUAGAAAAGACAAAAAUAUGUAUGAACAUAACCUACUGUAUUUUCUUUUUUGGAAACUUAAUCAUACAGGUUUCUGUGUAAAAUGAAACUGUGAAAGAUUGUUUGUUUCUUGGGAGAUGUACCUAACUACAUAUUGUUAUGAGAUUGUCAGUAUUUGCAUGAAAGCUAUAAGGAUACCUCUGAAUGGAACAUUAUUAAGCACAUUUUUGCAGUAUCUGUAAAGAAAAUGUUUACAGACAGUAUUUGAAAUUGUCAAUCGUAUUUAGGAAAUUC
Molecule: messenger RNA, 1804 nt
Organism: Centropristis striata (black sea bass)
Lineage: Eukaryota; Metazoa; Chordata; Actinopteri; Perciformes; Serranidae
Product: ras-related protein Rab-8B-like
Exons: 8
Coding region: 323-946 (207 amino acids)
Biological process (GO): Golgi vesicle fusion to target membrane; protein localization to plasma membrane; cellular response to insulin stimulus
Cellular component (GO): trans-Golgi network transport vesicle; synaptic vesicle; endosome
Molecular function (GO): GTPase activity; GTP binding
Source: RefSeq, a predicted model, not a curated record